This is a messenger RNA of Oncorhynchus gorbuscha (pink salmon), 3274 nucleotides long. Its product is annotated as major intrinsically disordered Notch2-binding receptor 1-like. The coding region runs from base 459 to 2786 and encodes 775 amino acids. The transcript is spliced from 4 exons. NCBI's taxonomy places the organism in Eukaryota, Metazoa, Chordata, Actinopteri, Salmoniformes, Salmonidae. The record is from RefSeq and is a predicted model, not a curated record. Gene Ontology annotation, biological process: negative regulation of cell population proliferation; negative regulation of TOR signaling. Gene Ontology annotation, cellular component: plasma membrane.
CGACAGCUCGGUUCCAACAGCUACCGCAAAUCCGGUCCCGGAGUGAAGACAUAGUCCACCUAUUGGAAUACAAUACAAAAUAUGAUAAAUGAAGGAUUAUCCGAACGGGAGUGACUGGGGAUCGAAUCGGAUCUUUUGGCUGGUUAUUUACUACGUUGUCCGACUGGAAUGUAUAUUAUGGUGUAUGGUUCAAUUGAAGAAUGAAUGUUGUGCGUCAACUUCGCAUUGCUGCCGCCUUGUUUUGAUGACUUUGAGGAAUCUAUACCUUUUGAAUGCUCACUCGGAUGAGAGCAAAUGGAAUCGUGCGUUAGGGUCAUCCUCCUAUCUCUCUCAUAAGGGGGACAGGUCUCCCUUGUAUUUGAGACGUUCCAUCUCAAUGGCAUCCCCUGUACAGUAUACUUAAAGAAUAGGCGAUUAACGAGGAUAUCAACGUCUAGCUCCAUCCCACACCACAUGCCAUGGAUCCCCUACCAGAGUACUCCCUGUUCCUAGUCCGGAUCCUGGAGGAACUAGACACUAAACACAGUAGUGUGUCCUACCAGGACCUCUGUAAGUCCCUGUGUGCCCGCUUUGACUUGGUCCACUUGGCCAAGCUACGGAGCCUUCUGUUCUACACAGCCUGCCUGGACCCAGCCUUCCCUGCCACUCUCUUCAAAGACAAGAUGAGAUGUACUGUUGAGGACCAGCAGUCUAAGAAACUCAUGGUGGCAGCGGAUAUCGUCACUAUGUUUAACCUAAUCCAAAUGAACGGGGGGAUCGCCAAAGAUAAGUUCCCAAUGGCACCACCGAGGCCCAAGUUCCACAAGAACCAGUCGUUUGAGUCAUGUAGGUCCGACACUGAUGUUUAUAAGUACCAGGACUAUGAGAGGGGCGGAGGUUAUCAACCCUCCAGGGCGGGUCACCACCCCCACCAUCGCCCCAUGUCCCAAAACAACUCCUCCCACCCCCGCCCACACCCCCAUUCCCACUCCGCCAGCUCGAAAUCCAACUGCAGCCCACAGUUUAUCCCGACCUCGGACCCUAAGUUCCUAUUGGGCGUAAACAAGGAUCUAAAAUGUCGAGCAGCGUCGCUAGACAAGCUGCAGCACCUGCCCCAGUACUCAAGCUGCAGUCCUCCAUCGCCACCCUGUGAGAUGCAGAGCACCUACUUUCCCAUAGACAUUGACAGUGAGUCCACCACAGACCAGGAGUCCCUGCAACACAUCAACCACACGGAGCCCUUCUCUGUCCACUCCUGUGUCCAGAAGAGAAACAUCUUCAAGGAGGAUUUUCACAACCUGCUAGCGUUCUCCCCACAGGUCAUCACCUCAGAGUGCAAACCAAACAUCAGGGCAACUGGAGGCUACCACCGGAGAGAGCUCCACAAACCUGCCACAUUCUUCAACCACAGCUUCGAGCUGCCCUACAGUAACCCCUACUUUGAGCCUACUAUGAACUCACCCAUUCAGGAGAAACGGCGAGCGAAGCACGAGAGUCUGGACGACCUUCAAGCGUCUACGUAUUUCGGGCCAACGACAGUGACAGAGUGUGUGAACACACGGAGAAGUACGGCUAGGCCGGGGAAGCAGCCAAUUUGGCCUGUGAAAAGCCUGAGUCUGAAUGCUGAAGAAGGGCCACCGGAUUUUGAGAGGUCAUUUCUGAAUGGGAAACCGCUGAAAGACAACCAUCGCCACAAUGUAGUCAAUAAAGAGAAUGAGCAGCACUUUCAGUGUGCUAAAGAGAAAGUGGUGGCCUCCCCUUCAGGGUUCGCAAAGAAAACCAAUGGGUUGAAAACAAAGGAUAUGUCUUCAAUGGCGUGCGGUCCCGGGGUGGGUGUCGACAAAAGAGAGGUUGGGAAAAGAUUUAAAGAGAAAGGCAUCAACAGUACGUCUUUUCAAGGAGGUAACAUAGACAGCUCGUCCAGCAUAGGGACACAAACGGAGCAGGCCGAACAGAGGAAGCUAAAAGACUAUGCCGCCGCUCACGCAAAAUACGUCGAGAGAGAGAGGCACUCGUGCAAACACUCGGAAGAGGACUCUGAGAUCAUCAGCGAUGACAUCAGUGACAUCUUCCGCUUCCUUGACGACAUGAGCGUGUGCGACUCACUGGGCGUCAUCCAAUCGUCGUGCUACAACAGCAUCGGAUCUCUCUCUCAGGUGACCAUGAAGUCUGACGGCGACAGCUCACCCGAAUGCAACACGGUCAAAUUGGCCAAGUCCAAGCUGGACUGCCUCUUUCACUCCCUAGAGAACACGGACGACGAGCUCAAAUCGAGCGUGUGUAAGCUUGUUAUGAGGAUAGGUGAGAUCGAGAAGAAGCUGGAGUCUCUGUCCGGAGUCCGAGGGGAGAUCUCGCAGGUGCUCUCCAAGCUCACCAAACUCGACGAGAAGAUCCAGGAACCCGAAACCAACGGGAGACCGGACGAAAACGCUUUAGCCACCACUUCCACCCCAGAUCACCUUCACCCCGACCCCAACCUCUCGCCCCAUGUCUUUCAGUGCCACACAACAGGCCACAACAUCAAGGUGGAUAACGGAUCAGUGGAGUGGGGCUGCUCAGACAGUGAGAGUCUGAGGGUCAAGGCAAUUAAGAAAAGUAUGUUCACGCGGAGGUCGUCACGCUCACUCAAUGAGGAGAACAGCGCCACGGAGUCAAAGGUGGCGAGCAUCGCCAACUCACCACGGGACUGGAGAACGGUGUCGUAUUCUUCGCACCAUGGGGAUGAGGGCAAAGACAAGGACAGAGACAGAGACCGAGAAAGGGACACCAAGGACAGACACAGGAAAGCCAAAGAGGCUUACCUCUAGGACACAAAGCGGAGGAACGUCCGUGUGACUCAUCAGUAUGAUGCCUUCGUCUCCUACAAUGGCCACGAUGAGCCCUGGGUCCUGAGGGAACUUCUGCCAGAGCUGGAGGGAAACCAAGACUGGAAGCUGUGUCUACAUCACCGUGACUUCCAGCCAGGCAAACCCAUCGUAGACAACAUCACAGACGCCAUCUACGGGAGCCGCAAGACCAUCUGCAUGAUCAGCCGUCGCUAACUUUAUGAUGAAAUGUCAAAUGAAAUGUGUUAUGAAAUAUAUUAUGCUAUUUGAUGAUGAAUUUAUGAGGAAAUGUUUGACUUAUUUACUCGUUAUGUUCUCCUAGUUCUCUAGCUUUCUGGAACUUUAAAACGUUAGGUUUUAGGUGUAAGAGUUAAGAUUCUUGAAAUUGUUAAAUGUAAGUGAAAGCUUUAUAUAACCACCUUUUGUAUCUUUGUGAUGAAAAACGCUUUGAAAAUAAAAUGUCAAAUACA